AUGAGGUCCCCAGUCCGGGGCCUGGCUCCCAGUGACGCCGAUGAGGGUACAGACACCACGCCACUCUUGCAGGGCUCCCCGCGAGCCGAAGCCGCUCGUGUAUGCUGCUCUGCUCGUUACAACCUGGCGGUUCUGGCCUUCUUUGGUUUCUUCGUCGUCUAUGCAUUACGUGUGAACCUGAGUGUGGCAUUAGUGGGCAUGAUAAAUUCAAAUGCAACGUUAGCAAUAAACAACACCUCCAGCGAAUGUCCAGAACAUUCUGUUCCCAUAAAAGUUCCCCAUAAUCGAAUGAGUAAACAGUAUCAAUGGGAUGCAGAAACUCAAGGAUGGAUCCUUGGUUCCUUUUUUUAUGGCUACAUCAUCACGCAGGUUCCUGGAGGUUAUCUUGCCAGCAAAGUGGGUGGCAAACUGCUGCUAGGAUUUGGGAUCCUUGGCACCGCUGUCUUCACUCUAUUUACUCCCCUUGCUGCAGAUUUAGGGGUUGGAUAUCUCAUUACAGUCAGAACACUAGAAGGACUAGGAGAGGGUGUUACAUUUCCAGCCAUGCAUGCGAUGUGGUCUUCCUGGGCUCCCCCUCUUGAAAGAAGCAAGCUGCUUAGCAUCUCAUACGCAGGAGGACAGCUUGGAACAGUCAUUUCUCUUCCUCUGUCUGGACUAAUUUGCUUCUAUAUGGAUUGGACUUAUGUCUUCUACCUUUUUGGGAUAGUUGGAAUAGUUUGGUUUCUUUUGUGGAUCUGGUUAGUUAGUGAUAAACCAGAAACUCACACAUCCAUCUCCCAUUCUGAAAAGGAAUACAUUCUUUCAUCACUGAAAAAUCAGCUUUCUUCACAGAAGUUGGUGCCAUGGAUUUCUAUGCUAAAAUCAUUGCCACUUUGGGCUAUUGUAGUUGCACAUUUUUCAUACAAUUGGACAUUUUAUACUUUAUUGACAUUACUGCCUACUUAUAUGAAGGAGAUUCUAAGGUUCAAUGUUCAAGAGAAUGGGCUCUUAUCAGCAUUGCCUUAUUUUGGCUGUUGGUUGUGUAUGAUACUCUCUGGUCAACUGGCUGACAACUUAAGGGCAAAAUGGAAUUUUUCAACCAUAUGUGUUCGUAGAACUUUCAGCUUUGUGGGGAUGAUUGGACCUGCAGUAUUCCUGGUAGCUGCUGGACUUAUUGGCUGUGAUUAUUCGCUGGCUAUUGUGUUCCUAACAAUAUCAACAACGUUAGGAGGCUUUGCCUCCUCUGGAUUUAGCAUCAACCAUCUGGAUAUUGCUCCUUCGUAUGCUGGUAUACUCCUGGGCAUCACAAAUACAUUUGCCACCAUUCCGGGAAUGAUUGGACCUGUCAUUGCUAAAAGCCUGACUCCUCAUAACACUAUUACAGAAUGGCAAACUGUCUUCUUUAUUGCUGCUGCUAUUAAUGUAUUUGGUGCAAUUUUCUUUACACUGUUUGGCAAAGGUGAAGUACAAAAUUGGGCUCUUAGUCAUUACCAUGGACACAGAAACUGA
Elephantulus edwardii (Cape elephant shrew) is the source of this 1488-nucleotide messenger RNA. It is a transcript of the gene SLC17A5, whose product is annotated as solute carrier family 17 (acidic sugar transporter), member 5. Lineage: Eukaryota; Metazoa; Chordata; Mammalia; Macroscelidea; Macroscelididae. The transcript has 11 exons. The coding region runs from base 1 to 1488 and encodes 495 amino acids. The record is from RefSeq and is a predicted model, not a curated record. Gene Ontology annotation, biological process: monoatomic anion transport; transmembrane transport. Gene Ontology annotation, molecular function: transmembrane transporter activity.